Spirodela intermedia is the source of this 6121-nucleotide messenger RNA. Lineage: Eukaryota; Viridiplantae; Streptophyta; Magnoliopsida; Alismatales; Araceae. The record is from the annotation of a GenBank genome assembly.
AUGUAUAGAAGUCCGGAGACUGCUGUCUUGCGCGGCGGGAUGCCGUUGAACAGCAGCGACGGUGUCGUGGGUCUCGAUCAAGUGCCGUGCUGGAGCGACACAGAGCAACGCUCUUCUUCUCCUUACGAGGGAGAUGGGCCUGCCUUGUCCUAUUCUUACUUCUCGGACCCUCUCGCCACUUCGCAUGGUGAUGAAACGGGGACUGGUGGGGUUGUGUCGAGAUUUCCCGUGGAUCAUGAAAUAAAUUCGAAGAUAUAUCUGUGGCGUGGCAACCCUUGGAAUCUUGAAGUGGAUGCCGUCGUUAAUUCCACCAAUGAGGUGAAAUUCUGCUAUGUUCCCCUUGUUUAAUUUAUCGGUCAAAUCUGUUUCAUCUCUUUGGAAUAAUUAGACUGUUCAGUGGUUUUUAUGAAGUAUGUGAUUUCUUUGUCAGAGUCUUGAUGAAGCACAUAGUAGCCCGGGUUUGCACGCUGCUGCUGGACCUGGCCUUGCUGAAGAAUGUGCAACCUUGGUAUAAUCUAGGCUUUUUCAUGGAUUUUGUGUUUUGGUCGGUCCUGCUUCUCGUGUCAGCAACUUGUUUAACAAAUUGUCUCGAAAUCCUUCAGGGUGGCUGCAGGACUGGGAUGGCGAAGGUCACAAAUGCAUAUGAUCUCCCUGCAAGGUAGGAGAUGCCCGUUCCUAUUACCUUCGAAUUUUUUUGUGUUACAUCGAAAAUAUAUUAAUAAAUUCCUUCAGUUACUUGACCCGCUGUUGGAUCAUGCAUUCGUCUAUUGGAAAUUUCAUUUUUUUUUAUAUCUGAGCUGUGAUGUUCUUGGAGGUAACAUUUUUCCGAUGUACAUUUAAGUUGCUAAAAAAGCAACAAUGGCGAAUCAUGCUUGGAAGGGUAUUUUGAAAGCUUUUAGUUCUCUUCAAUGCCUAUGUACCGUACUUAAGUUCCUUUUUUUAUUAGAGAAUGGAAAUUAUUUUACAAGUUUGACCGAUUUUACAGAAUGAGACGUCUUUGUUGGCAAGAUGUCACUUUUUUGCAUCUAGCUUAUGUUAUUUAUGAGGAAAGAUCGUCCACAUUCCGCAUUCUGUCUGCCUCUCUUCUUUUGAAUGUUUUGGAUAGCUGACAGAAUAGAAAGUUAAACUUAAUUUUGUAAAUAAAAUUAUUAUUAUUUUGGAUAUUUUAGGUUCUGGAAUCAGUUAUUGAAUCAUUUCCCCAUAUAAAUACGGGAAUUAUAAAAAAUCCUUUUUUUGGCUUGAAAGCUUGCCCAUUAUUUUGAUUAAAGGGCAUGAUAUGCUCACUACUCUGAUAUAUGCCGUAUAGCGCAUUUUUUCUAAAAUAUUUAAGAUUUUAUUUAUGUGCAGUCAUGUAUUUUUUAGAGUUAUGAAAGAAUUAGAUUUACUUUUAUCGGGUAUGCCUCUUCCUAGGCUCAACCAAUGGGAUGGAGUAUGAUCUUGAAGAACUGCUUGAUUUGAUGUUUCAGGAGGGUUAUUCACACUGUAGGACCAAAGUAUGCCAUCAAGUACCAUACCGCAGCUGAGAAUGCUCUUAGUCACUGCUACAGGUCUUGCUUGGAGCUUUUGAUCGAGAAUGGACUUCAGAGGUUGCCCUCUAUUGUCGUUUCCCCUAACUCACUUUAACCUUUUCCUGUUUUCAAUAUCCCACAUAUUUAGAAGUCUUUGCAGCAUUGCUUUGCUGAGAAUCCUUGUCCUUACUUCAGUUUAACAACAUUUCUUUGCAGCAUUGCCACAGGGUGUAUAUACACAGAGGCUAAAAACUAUCCUCGUGAGCCUGCUGCACAUGUUUCAAUAAGUGAGGAACGCAACUGUUUACUCAAUUACAUUCAUAUAUUUUUCUUUUCUUAUGUUCUCUCUCUGAGUUAAUGAUAUUGAAUUUUUGUUCACUUGAUAUCACUCUGUUUUACGGUUGCCAUGCUCAUGGUUAUUUACAGAUUAAACUAUAUUUACAGUCGUAUGCAUGUUCAUAACCUGUUCUUUUGAUCUAAUUUAGCUUUUUUUAUUUCCUUCAAUUGGUCAAAGGGACUGUUAGACGAUUUCUUGAGAAGCAUAAAGAUAAAAUCACUGCUGUUGUUUUCUGCACCAGUACCGCAUCUGACACAGAGAUUUACAAAAGGUGCGCAGAAACAAAGUCAUCUUCUUUUUUACUUGUUACUUAUUAAUUAGUGCAUUAUUCUCCAAAGAAAAGUGUCAAUCAUCUUGUCAGACCUUAAGUGGAUGUACUUUCUUGGGUGCAUAAUAUAAAAAAUGUACGAAUAUAUAUUUUCUCCUGAUUUUAUGCUUUUUAAACUCUAUCGGUCUGUUUUUUUAGUUUUUCCCUUGAACUGAUAGAAUUUUAACGGAUUAAUACUUUAGAAUCUGAUAAGUUUUCUGUCACCGGCUUGACAUGCAGGUUGCUUCCACUUUAUUUUCCGAGAGAUAAGCAUGAAGAGGAGGUUGCAAUGUCAAAGCUUCCUGCAGACGUAGGGGAUGAGAAUGGUGAGACAAUAAUAGAUGAACGUAAAAUCAGGAUUAAACCUCUUCCAGUUAUCUCAGCAGUUGACCCUAAAUCUCCCACAACGGAGGUGGAUCUUCCUAUCAGUGAUGUUGGGAUGACAGUGAAACGGUUAGUGGACAUUUCAUUUGGUCACUUGGAAGCUUUUAAGCUCCGAUAUAUGUAUUUCCCUCAUAAAAAGGAUCAAUAUAUCAACUCUGAUCUGGAAGAAACCCGAGGGUUCAUAGAGCAUCUGGGUUCACCCAGACGCUUGAUUUUUGGAUAAUCUUUUAUGCAGUUAUAUUUUGAGUAUGAACGUGAAAAUAAUAUUUUUUUCCCCUUUGUAAUUACUUAAUCAAUUAUCCAUAAAAUUUGCAUUUUCUUUUCAAGAUCCAAUUUUUUUUUGGCUGACUUAUAUUAAUACAGUCAUAUAAUGCUCGGUGUAAGAGGGUUUUGAUUUUUGGUGCUGUCUAUUAUCUGCCAAACAUUAAAUUGGAAAAAUAAAUCCAUCAUUCGUAUCGGAGUCUUGAUAUUGUAUACUGUAUGCUAUUUCCCUUAUUAGGGUAGUUUAUCCUUUUUCUAUUUUUUGACAAACCUAGAAAGUGUUCCCUCCUCGUGAUUGAUAGAAUCAAUCCCUUUGGGGAGGUUCUCUCUCCCUGUCCUCUCUGGGUCUGCACAUAUUGCAUCUUUGCAAGUUGACUCUCCCAGAUAUAUGCGGAGCUAUUAAUUUUAUUUAUCUACUUUAUCAAAGGUCAAGGAAUGGGGAUGCAUAUUUGCAAUUUAGCCUCGAUAAUGGAAGUAUAUUUCAGUCUCGACAUUCUUUGGACAUCUCCUGUAUCCUGAAAUUUUCUUUGUUAUUUUUAAAAUGUAUCAAUAAAAUUUUUCAUCCACUUGCCAGCUUCAGGUAAAUGUACAUUCCAUGAUUGUUUAUCUCUUAUCAAGCAGUCAUAGGCUGGCUAGUUGCUGAAAAGAACAGAUGCAGUUAGCAUCAGUCGGAGUUUGACUGAGCUAUCUGUUAGUCGCUGAAAAUAAUGCAGCAUAAUUCAAUCAGCAAUGCAUACUAGAAAAGAAAAACAUUGAAAUAAAUAGUCUGCAUUCCAUUAUGCCUGGUACGUACUGUGUGGCUUAAAGAAAAAAUUGCAAACGUCAGCCGUGGUGCAUGGCAAAUCUGCUUUUCGCUUUUCUAGAUUAUGACAAGUUCUUACUAGAUUCUAGUUGUCGUUGCAGGAGUCCUUUUCAAGUUGAUUCGUAUCUUGAUCCAGCAUUCAUGUCACUGAUUAAAGAUCCAGAUCAACGAAGAAAAGAACAGUGGGAAAGGAGUGCUAAAAAUGAAAGUGGCUUUAAUUGUGCAAAAUUGCUAGGAUUUGGGGAUCUUGGUGGUCCUCCAUUGACUGCUGCUCAGGAAUACUCACUUCAUGCCAGAUACCUUGCAAAAGCCAAUUCUCUAAAUCUUUCAGAGAUUGCAGAAAUGAAAAUCGUGUAAGUGGUUUAAGUUAUUUAUUUGUCUACAUGUAUAAUACAGCAAAUGCUCAUUUUUCGUGUGUAUGUUAUAGUAAAGAAAAACUUUAGCUAUUGAACUCUAGUAAAUCACUCAAAUUUUGGACAUAGUUACUCUAUGAGGAUUCUUUAGGCUUCACAUGGUACACUUCCUUAACAAUAUUAUGUUAUCAGUUAACUUACAAAAUGAUCUCAUGUUAGUUAUGACCAACAUUCUGUGGAUCCACAUGGUUUUUCACAAAAUUAUAGUGGAUUCGAUUGGUUGUGCUAGCUUUUAUGAUUAAUUUACUUCAAGGAAUUGCCAUUCUUCAUCAAGAGCUACAUUGUUCGUGGGAUUAACCCCAUUUAAUUGUCCACUCCAUUUGAAGCAAUUCCUAUCUUUUUCCAGUUACCGUGGUGGAGUUGACAGCGAAGGACAUCCGGUCAUGGUGGUUGUGGGGGCUCAUUUUCUUCUAAGAUGCCUUGAGUUGGAGCGAUUUGUUCUUUAUGUUGUUAAGGUACUAGAUCAUAUGGCUAAUCUUUUUGUCUGAGAUUUGAUCUGCUCUUCAAAUGGCAGAUUACUUAUCUCGUCUUCAUCUUUUCCGAUUCAAUUUUUUUGUGCACGAUAUAUUCAAUAUAAUUUGUCUCCACGUCCAAGAUUGCCCUCCAAAUGUGUGAAGUAUCUGCCUAUAUAUUAGCGAGCUUUAUUUUAGGGAACCCAGAAAAGCAAACUAGCAUGAGAAAAUUAUCUUCUCCCGUGGAAAUUCCAAUGUUUUAAUUAAGAUAUCACUAGGCAGAUUGUAGUUGGAUAUUUAGGGAGCGAGUAGAGUGCUUUUUGUUCUAUAAUUUUCCUUUUGUGUAAACCUUUCAGUUGGUUCUUACAGAUUUGUGAUAAAAUAAUGCUUGCACCAUCAUAGUACGUUUUCUCCAGUUGAGCAUGGCAUAAACAUCUCUAAAUUCUGGAAACAAUAGUGAAACAUUUACAUCAAUAUUACCGUUUUCUCCAUCAUAGUACGCUUUCAGUUGGUUUGGGGGCAUCAUAUUAUUUUACUUACCCGUGAAGCCCAUUCUUCACGACAAUCAGAUGAAUAAGCUUGGGGAGGGGAAUGAAACUGAUAAAAGAGAAUCCCCAAAUUUUUCGAAAUACCCAAUGAUGAAUUGCCCAGAGUCUGCAAUUUCCUGUCUUCUACUGCCCUAAUCCACUUAAAAAUAAUGGUUUUAGCUCAAAGUAUACCUCGGACGGCCCUAGCAGUCUUAUUCCGUAUCUCAUCCCACUUUCUCCUGGAAAUCCCACCAAACAAACAGAAUAAUCCUAUCUGUGGCUCUGUUCACCUUUACCCGGCAUAUAUCUAUCUUUGUUGGAGUGAGUUGAUGCCUUCUACGUUGCUUCCCUACCAGGAGUUUGAGCCACUGAUACACAAGCCAUACACAAUCGUCUAUUUCCACUCUGCAGCGUCGCUACAAAUGUAAGCAGCCUUCUCGAGAUCUUCCUCUCUGGUCCUGCUCACUACUUGACCAAGGAUUUGACUUCCCAUGAUCCUUUACAAUACUUAGUAUGUUUUUCAAUGGUUCUUGCGGCUGUGGGUCUGCAGGCAACCCGAUUUAGGAUGGAUGAAGCGCCUUCAGCAGAUUCUUGGCCGUAAACACCAGCGUAAUCUCCAUGUAUACAUCCGAUCAUCCUCCGGGCUUCUGGGUCUCGAUGCUUUAGUACCCCGCUGAUCGACUCUCUUGCUCUGGGCAGGCAAUAUAUGUUCUCCAUCCUACUGUUGGGUUGAAAGCAGCAGUCUUUGCCUUGCAGAUGCUCGUUGAUGGAGAGGUACCCUCGUCUCAUAUAACCAUGGAAGAUUUAGGGUUGCCCUCAUGAACCUUAACCCUCUGAGACCCAGACCCAGAACAUGCUAAGCUUUCCCUUUUAUGGCAGGUUUGGCGGAAGGUCGUCUAUGUGGAUCGGUUGCUGCAGCUCUUCCGAUAUGUCCCUCGAGAGCAGCUCACCAUCCCUGAUUUUGUGUUCCAGUGAGUCCUCUCGCCCCCCGCCAAACUGAUUUAAACGGUGAUUGGGUGAUGAACUCCCGUUGACUUCCUCUGUUCAGGCAUGAUCUUGAGAUCAAUGGGGGGAGGGGGGUGAUCGUUGACCCCCGGCCCAAGUACUUUCCUCAGAGGCCCCCUGCGUGA